Dendrobium catenatum is the source of this 1766-nucleotide messenger RNA. Its product is annotated as succinate--CoA ligase [ADP-forming] subunit beta, mitochondrial. Gene Ontology annotation, cellular component: succinate-CoA ligase complex; mitochondrion. Gene Ontology annotation, biological process: succinyl-CoA metabolic process; tricarboxylic acid cycle. The coding region runs from base 171 to 1439 and encodes 422 amino acids. Gene Ontology annotation, molecular function: ATP binding; succinate-CoA ligase (ADP-forming) activity; metal ion binding. The record is from RefSeq and is a predicted model, not a curated record. The transcript has 12 exons. Lineage: Eukaryota; Viridiplantae; Streptophyta; Magnoliopsida; Asparagales; Orchidaceae.
UGGAAAGCAAAUGUCAAAAUAAUAAACAAAUAAAAUAGAGGAAAAAGGAAGUUCAAGGGAGGUGGAGAGGGCAGAAGUUAGGGCUGGCCUUUUCUUACCGAUCAGGGCUUCUUUGAUCGUUCUUUGGCCUUUUUGUUGCUCUUGUGUUGGCUAAUUUGAUCUGAAGAAGUAUGGUAAGGGGUUCGCUCGGAAAGCUCUUUUCCCAAUCGCUCUCGCUGGCCGGAAAAUGGCAGCAACAGCAGCUAAGGCGGCUCAACAUCCAUGAGUACCAGGGUGCUGAGUUGAUGAGCAAGUACGGGAUAAAUGUUCCGAAGGGUGUUGCUGUGUCAUCUGUUGACGAGGUGAAGCAGGCUCUCAAGAAUGUUUUUCCUCAGAAGAAGGAGUUGGUUGUCAAAAGUCAAAUUCUUGCUGGUGGAAGAGGCUUAGGGACCUUCAAAAGUGGACUAAAGGGUGGGGUGCAUAUUGUGAAAGUUGAGGAGGUUGAAAAUAUAGCUGGUAAGAUGCUUGGGCAAAUUCUUGUUACCAAGCAAACUGGUCCCCAGGGGAAAAUUGUGAGCAAGGUGUAUCUGUGCGAGAAGUUAUCCCUUGUAAAUGAGAUGUACUUUGCCAUUACCCUUGACCGAUCUAGUGCUGGCCCACUUAUUAUAGCUUGUAGAAAGGGAGGAACGAGCAUAGAAGACCUUGCAGAGAAGUUCCCAGAUAUGAUUAUCAAGGUUCCUAUUGAUGUUUUCAAAGGAAUCACAGAUGAGGAUGCUGCUAAAGUUGUCGAUGGUCUUGCACCAAAGGUGGCUGAUAGGAAUGCUUCAAUUGAACAAGUGAAGAAGCUUUAUGAACUAUUCUGCAAGUCUGAUUGCACCCUACUGGAGAUCAACCCAAUUGCUGAGACAUCUGAUAACCAGCUAGUGGCUGCUGAUGCUAAGUUGAACUUUGAUGAUAAUGCUGCUUUCAGGCAGAAAGAAAUUUUUGCUCUGCGUGAUUCAUCUCAGGAAGACCCAAGAGAGGUUGCUGCUGCCAAAGCUGAUCUAAACUACAUUGGACUGGAUGGAGAAAUUGGAUGCAUGGUUAAUGGUGCAGGAUUGGCAAUGGCUACCAUGGACAUAAUAAAACUGCAUGGUGGUACACCUGCCAAUUUUCUAGAUGUUGGUGGGAAUGCUUCAGAAGGCCAGGUUGUUGAAGCAUUCAAAAUAUUAACUGCUGAUGACAAAGUGAAAGCAAUUUUGGUUAACAUAUUUGGAGGAAUCAUGAAAUGUGAUGUGAUUGCAAGUGGCAUUGUUAAUGCUGCAAAGCAGGUUUCAUUAAAGGUGCCUGUGGUGGUUCGUUUGGAAGGAACCAAUGUUGAUCAAGGGAAGAGAAUUCUCAAGGAAAGUGGCUUGGCUUUGAUCACGGCAGAAGACUUGGAUGAUGCAGCGGAGAAAGCAGUGAAAGCUUCAGCAACUUAGAUUCUGAUUUGAUUUUGUUCUGUUUGAAGUAGGCAAGAAAUAUGCUAAUUUAUCAGCAGAAUUUGCUUCAUUUUUUGAGGGAAUUUGUUCCUGAGAUAAAUUUUUAUAGAACUGGUUCAAGAGAAAACCAUAUGAAAUAAAGCAGUGUUCAUCUUUAAACCUGCUGAAUUAAAAUUCAUGGAGAAUUUCUCCAUUAAUUUGUUUUUUUAAUAGUUGAUAUCGUCAAAUAUCUGUAUGUUUUUAUUUUUUUUUGGGUAUUUUAAUGUCUUCAGACGUGCUAUUUAAGCUUCUAAAUUGAGACAAUCAAGAUAGUAGUUUGUUGCCUUU